This is a messenger RNA of Aspergillus caelatus, 4182 nucleotides long. RefSeq names its product P-loop containing nucleoside triphosphate hydrolase protein. Bases 1 to 4182 code for a protein of 1393 amino acids. Gene Ontology annotation, biological process: transmembrane transport. Gene Ontology annotation, cellular component: membrane. Gene Ontology annotation, molecular function: ABC-type transporter activity; ATP binding; ATP hydrolysis activity. The record is from RefSeq and is a predicted model, not a curated record. NCBI's taxonomy places the organism in Eukaryota, Fungi, Ascomycota, Eurotiomycetes, Eurotiales, Aspergillaceae. The transcript has 3 exons.
AUGGCGUGUGGUUGCUUCAUCGCCAUCCUCCGUGUUGCUACGCCCGCGAAUAAUGGGUUCCUCCUUGAACGCUGGCUGCAGUUGAUGACCUGGAUCGUCAUGCUGAUCCAUCAUACCACGCUGGUGACCGAGUCAGUAUCUACUGCAAGAUAUUUGAUUGGGUUGAGAGGAUGCCUGAGCUGCUUCGUAGCAGCACUACUCUUAAUAGUGGAGCAAGGCACAAGCGAGGGGUUGGAGAAAUCUACGGAGGCGCUCCCUGUGAUGGCGAAGAUGAACCAAGCCAUCAUGGGAAUAUCAAUCUUGAUCACUCUGUCGUUGCCGCGACGAUCCCGCAUAUUCCGGGACGGAAAGGCAAUUGAUGGCGAAGGUUCAUCCUCCGUUCUGGGGCGUCUUUCCUUCCACUGGGUGAGCGAAUUGGUCGCCCUGGCCGAAGCCCGACGUCGCGUCACUUUGGAUGACCUGCCGGAGCUGGAUGAUCGGACACGAGCAAGGACUCUGGAGGAAGAGUUUUUCCAAGCCGCGUGCAAAGGUGCAUCACCUCGCUGUGAUGAACAGUCUUUAUUCAGGCUAUUGCUCCUUUCGCAUGGCAAGUGCCUGCGAAAUCAGAUUAUUCUUUCUCUUCCACUGGCUCUGGUAGCGUUUACACCACAGUUAGCAUUGUGGAGGAUGCUACAAUUGCUCGAAGAACAAUCAGCGAGACGAUCAGAGACUGCCGCCCUGGCGUGGUGGGCAUUGGUUUGUGGCCUCACGAUUGGGUUCUCGGCGUGGCUCGAGAACUGGCUGUUGUGGUUGGCCAUAAACAAGAUCUCGGUUCCCUUGACGCAGCAACUGACGGCGAUCUUGUACAACAAAGCCAUCAGUCACUCUCAACUGGCUGCGGAUAGCCUCAACGAGCAAAACCUCACAAACCUGAUCUCUAUGGAUACACAACGCAUUGCGACCGCGGCAGGGUUUCUCUAUUCGAAUGUUCUACAGGCAAUGAAACUCAUUGUCGCGAGCACCCUGCUGGCACACCUACUAGGAUGGCAAAGUUUGCUGGCCGGACUUUCCACCCUGCUGGUUAUUACGCCGUUGCACCGGAUCUGUCUGCAGAGGUACGGAGCAGCGGAGCGCGCCUUGACAGGCCUUCGGGAUAGUAAAAUGGCUGCACUAACCGAGGCCCUACAAUGUAUCCGACAGGUCAAGAUCGCCGCACUGGAACGCAAUUGGGAAGCUAAAAUCAAUCAGCUUCUUGAACGAGGGCUGCAGGAACACCGCACUGCUUUCCACUGGUAUUUAAUGAAUUUGGCUUGCCAUCUAGUCGGACCUGUCUUGGUCUCCGCGACAGCUAUAGGGUUAUAUACGUGGAUACAUGGGAGUCUGACUCCUUCCGUGGCGUUUCCUGCAUUGUCCCUGCUGGGAUACAUUCAGUUCAUCCUGGGGCUCAUUCCUGACCUUUGGUCUGGGAUUGUUGGCGCCAGGAUCAGCUUAAGGCGGAUGGGCAGCUUUCUUCAACCUGAGAAGAUGUCAUCAAUCACAAUGCCAGGGGAGCGUAUAGAGUUUCAGGACGCCACGAUAGGUUACGAAAGCUCGGAAGGAUCUCAACGCUCAGGGAGCUUGCGCGACGUAACAACAAGUUUCCCACCAAAGGAGUUAAGCAUUAUCACGGGUGCCACGGGCAUGGGCAAGAGCCUGUUGCUACGAACGAUUCUGGGCGAAUGCCGCAUACAGUCCGGGAUCGUGCGACGUCCGAUACCAGCGACAUACGAUGAGAUAUACGGAGAGGCAGCCACUACACAGCAGAGGUGGGUGAUUGACCACGCCGUUGCAUUCGUCCCCCAAAUCCCGUGGAAUGAAGCUGCCACGAUACGUCAAAAUAUUCUCUUCGGCCUCCCUCUUGAGCCAGAAAGAUACCGAUCCGUGUUGCAUGCCUGUGCGUUGACACAAGACCUUGAGCACCUGGAGCAGGGCGAUCUCACUGAUAUCGGGCCCAAUGGGUGUAAGCUGAGUGGGGGACAAAAAACACGUGUUGCACUUGCUCGAGCCUUGUAUUCACGAGCGGAAAUCCUGCUACUAGAUGAUAUUUUCAGUGCUGUGGAUAUUCACACAGCGCGGCAUAUCUUCAUGCAUGCCUUGACAGGUGAACUCGCCGAAGGCCGAACGCGAAUUUUGGUAACGCACCAUGUUCAGCUCUGUGCCCCUAAGACCAAAUAUCUUGUAUCCCUCGAUAAUGGGACAGUUGCUUUCGCAGGAAUCCCAUCCCAUGUAGUGGACGAAACCCCCGAGGCGAAUAAAGAUUCACCAGGUCAUGAAGACAAACACCAGAUACAGACAGCAAAUUCAACGCUAGCAUCACAUACAAACGACCCAUUAAUGUCGGGAGAUGUUACUACAGAGAACGCAAGUUUCGCCUCGGUGGAAGAUAGCCGAUCACGAAAGAAUCCAGUUCGACGGGGCAUUUUACGACAGUACAUUCAAACCAGCGGUGGCUGGAGGCCGUGGGCUGUCGUAGCCGGGUGCUAUGUUUCCUAUAACGGUCUUCUUCUUGUCUUGUACUCCUGGGUGCGCCUGUGGACCGAAAGCGGAUCCUCGACCAUACCAGACGCCAGGAGAAUGGGAUAUUACACGCUUGGCUAUAUCAUUAUUGCAUGUACCGCAUGUGUCCUGGGAACGUUGCGAUCCUACUUGGUGUUUGAUGUGUCGCUUCAAGCCGCCAGGGAGCUAUUCCACCAAACAAUUCAUGCCCUCCUACGAGCACAAAUCCAGUGGCUAGAAUCCGUACCUACAGGGAGUUUGAUCAAUCUGUUCGCUUCUGACUUUUAUCUCAUUGACUCGCGACUGGGACUUGAUCUGAUCGGGCUCUUCAGUGCUGCCAUGGACUGUGUUGGUGUGAUCAUGGGUGCGAUAUUGGUUUGUCCGGCGCUGACAAUCAUCGCCGCGGCCCUUCUUUGCGCGGUCAUUUGGUAUACUAAGCGAUAUGUCGUGGCGGUCUGUGAGAUUAAACACCUCGAGGCAACCACCAGGGGAACCGUAUAUGAACACUUCAACAUGUCCUCGCAAGGCCUUAGCACAAUCCAUGCAUUCUGCCGGAGGGAAGACUAUACCAGCAUGAUGCAUGCAAAGAUCGACCAACAGGCCAAGACUUCUUGGUAUUUAUAUCUGCUCAACCGGUGGCUGACCUUUCGUAUCAAUGUGUUGGGCACGCUCUUCUCAUUAUUUACGCUUUUCUUCGUUGUUAGGAGCCCUUCAAUCACUGGCUCUUUCGCUGGGUUCGCCCUGGUUUUUACCAAUCACCUGUGCCAUGCACUGGUCAUGCUCAGUCGGACGUAUGCGACCGCAGAGAUGGAUUUCAGUGCUGUGGAACGAGCCGUGGAGUAUACUGAGGUACCGACAGAAACCAGUGGAGGUGGAACUGCUCCUGACGGGUGGCCCACCGAGGGGAGAUUGUGUGUCAGGAGCCUGACUGUGGCCUACUCGCCGGAGGCCUCUCCAGUUCUUCACAAUAUUACCUUUGCCGUGGAACCCGGACAACGAAUUGGAGUCGUUGGACGGACUGGGGCAGGCAAAUCCUCGCUGGCACUGGCCCUCCUCCGCUGCCUAGAGGCACGCGAGGGGGCCAUUUUGAUUGAUGGUAUUGAUAUAAGCACGAUUAAAUUGCAUCAUCUGCGCCGACGACUUGCGAUGAUCCCGCAAAACCCAAUCCUUUUCACGGGCACCGUGCGAUCCAACCUGGAUCCAUUUGACAAGUAUUCCGAUGACUCGCUAAUCCGGGCACUUAAGCGCGUCUCCUGGGAGAGUCCUGAAGCGCUGCACGCAUUGGUGUCCGAUGGGGGAUCCAAUCUCUCUUGUGGUGAACGCCAGAUCCUUUGCCUUGCAAGAGCGAUGCUGUCAGACCCAGCUGUGCUGGUGAUGGAUGAGGCGACAUCGGCUAUGGAUCACGGUACAGAUCAGUUAAUCCAGCGCUCUAUCCGCUCUCAGAUGGGCGAAAAGAAUCCGACCCUUAUUGUUAUCGCACAUCGUUUGCAAACUAUCGCCGACUUUGACCGUGUGCUCGUCCUCCAUGAAGGAAGGGCAGUGGAAUUUGGGUCUCCCCAGGAUUUGAUGCAGUCCCGACAGGGGAUAUUCCGACAGUUGGUGGACAAUGAUGUGGAUAAGGAGACACUCUAUGACCAUAUGAAUAUAGCCGAUAGCUACACACCAUAG